Molecule: messenger RNA, 2845 nt
Organism: Cyprinodon tularosa
Lineage: Eukaryota; Metazoa; Chordata; Actinopteri; Cyprinodontiformes; Cyprinodontidae
Gene: akip1
Product: A kinase (PRKA) interacting protein 1
Exons: 5
Coding region: 122-613 (163 amino acids)
Biological process (GO): regulation of non-canonical NF-kappaB signal transduction
Cellular component (GO): nucleoplasm
Source: RefSeq, a predicted model, not a curated record
CGUAACACCUUUGCUUCCGGAAAGGGGUUGGGUUUAAAGGAGCCGAAUUUCCUGUCAUGUCGUUUGAACAGAAAGUAAGCGCUGAAAUGACAGUUGAGGAAAAUGUAACAAUAACUUGUUAAUGGCAAGGCAAGCCUGGCUGGAUUCUUCCCUGCGGCGCUCAGGCAGACUGGGCUUGGAAGUGCUGGAACGAGCCUCCAGGCGCAGCGUCGACUGGACAAGCACGGCUGCAUCCCAGACCCCCUCAUCUGAAGAUGAUUUUGUAGCUGCAAAGAGAAAACAUGACGUUCAUGAUGCCUUUACAACUAUUGCAGACUUCAUGGCAAAGACGAGCUUUCAUUGCAAGAGGUUUUAUGAGUCUGGCAGCUGCACCGAGCCCAGCGAUGCUGAAAAGAACCACAUUUCCAGGUUCCACACACGACCAGGAGCUGGGCCAACAUCUGCACUGCCGAGAAGGAAAAGUGCCUCUGUCUCUGCGACGGGUGAAGACUUUUACAUUGAGGUGUCACCUGGAACGUACGCUAUCACUGCCAGUUUGCCUGAUUCACAGCGACAGACUAAGCUGGUCAGCAUUAAACCCGGCGAGAGCGUCGAUCUCACGUUUAACCUCUAGGUGAUCCAACCUAGCAGCCCUGCGCUUCAAUAACAAAGCUGACCUAGCUAAACUGCACGUGUGCCUCCUGCCUUUUUUUUUUCUUUUAUCCAGACGUCUGCUUUCAAAUUUUUCACUUGAAAUGUAUCUAUUUUUUGAUUAUGGAAAAACAGUAUUAAUGGAUCUUUGAUAUAUUAAUUUUAUUUGAAUAUUAGAUUUUUUUUUGACCAGACAUCAUGUAAGCAUUUACAGAUUUUAUAAUCAGUGACUCUACAGGAGUAUUUUACAAUAAAGUGUAUAUUUUUUAUUACUUUCUAGGUUUUUGACUAAGAUAAGAAACUUGUUGCUUAUUCCACAUCCAGUAAUACAUUUGGUGGAUUUUUUUUUAAAUCGUUUUACCAGGUGGGAUCAUACAGGGAGAGAUUUCUAUGGCCACAAUCUCUCUACAUGGUUUAGAGUCUGGGGUUAGUGAGUGGCCAUUUCAGUACCAAGUCCUCUACGUGUAUGGAAUGACUUUUGUUCUCUUAUUGUUGCAAGCAACAAACUCAUAUUUAGAUUUCAUUUAAUAUGUUUUUCUAAUUUUAAUAUUCAAACUUUAUAUUUUUUACAUAUUUUAUGUUGCUUAGCUUUUUUUUUUUAGUUGUACAGGUUGCAUUCUUGUCAAAUCGUGUUUCCCAGAUCAGAUUCUUUUCUCUUUAAACCCCAUUCAAGCACUCAGCAAAUAGAAACAUUGGUAACGUCCACGGAGAUGAAUAAAAAUGCAUCUUUGCUUCUCAGUUCAAAGGAAGACUCGCCCCUGAGAAUUGAAGAAAAUGCAACUUGAAAAGAAUGAGAUUUUUAAAAAUCUAAAAAAAAAAUUGAAAUACGUGAAUCUAUGUAAACCUCAAAGCUGCUCUUGAGCUGCUUUGUUUUAUUUGCAAGUUUUUCAAAGUUUAAUUUCUGUAUUACGUUCAUUUAGUUUUUUCAAAAAGUUUCCAUUCGGAGAAUGUCUUCUUUACCCGCAGAAAUAAUGAAACAAAGUUCUCUCUAUAUUACACAGAAAGUACACAAAGUACAUUGCAAUGGCAUAAAGGUAAUUAAAUGAUUAAUGAAUGUAGGUCAAUUAAUAGAUUACAAAUGGAUAAUUAUAAAUAAAUUGAAAAAAAUAAAAUGAUCACCUAAAAACAUAAACUAUGAAUCAUAGAUGAAACAUUAAGAAAAAGAAAAGUUAAAGUCCAUAUGACCUAUUUUUCUGUUUUCCAGCUAAAAGCUAGAGCUAUUUUUUAUUAAAAAGUCCUGGUAGAUGUCAAUAGCUAUGUUUCCAUUAAUUAUCCAAUUGUAAUUACAAAGAUAAUGGAAACUGCAAUAAAAAAGAAACUCAAGUUUUUCCACAACAAGUUUUUACACUUUGAUGGGGUGGUUUUUCGAUACCAUUGAAGUUAUUAUAUUUCACAAAACUGUAAUUGACAGAAGUUAACCACAGCUCUAUUUUAGGUCUUUAAAGAGUGGCCCCAGACUCUCCUCCAGUUUAUUCCAAAGCAACGCCCUGUCAGGCUGCGGUCUACACAAUCUGUAAGCACACAGGACAAACCCCCGAGUCUCCCUAUUUCUAACAUAAACACAAAUGGUUUUCUGUAGCCAACAAGCAAUGGUGGACAACCACAGAGAGAUAAAACCGGAGUUUUGGCAGCAGGAUACCACAACUAUACACACAAUGAGCAGGAAAUUAAAACUAAAAUUCCUCUUUUAGAAGAAAUGGACGAAAAGCACAAGAGCAGGUGCUAUAAUAUGGCUAUAUUUCAUAAAAAGGGUGUGUUUGAUUUUAAAGGCUGCGUCCUCCAAGGGCUGGAUCCUUCAAGGUCAAUGAAAAUAAGGAGAGGAAACUUCUGGCUGUGGAUUCAAACAGGUCUAGCCUUCGGCGCCUUUCACUGCCCAUACGCUCUGUCUCCUUGUAACCGUGAGAGUUGAAACACAAAACAGGAAAUGAAUGAAUAACAAACUUCUCAAAACUGUUUCUUUUUAUUUAUUCAUUUGCUUUACAUUUUGGAGGAGCUUCAGCAGCUGUACUGUAUUCGAUUUAUAGUCCCCACACUACAGAUAUGUUUACUGUUAUAAUGUAAACUGGAAAAUUCCCUCACAGAAUUGUUGCCACAAUUAAAUGGCCAAGCUCCAUCUUAUAUCAGAGAUAUUAACAUUCCUUAUGUUCCUAACAGAGCACUUCGCUUUCAAUCUGCAGGUUUACUAGUGGUUCCUAGAAUUUCCAAAAGUAGAAUG